Molecule: messenger RNA, 2341 nt
Organism: Anneissia japonica
Lineage: Eukaryota; Metazoa; Echinodermata; Crinoidea; Comatulida; Comatulidae
Product: MAP3K12-binding inhibitory protein 1-like
Exons: 7
Coding region: 129-1034 (301 amino acids)
Source: RefSeq, a predicted model, not a curated record
AUUAUGUGUACCGUUGUUUACAGAGAGCCUGUAGUAAACAACAGAUAGAAUUUUCUGUUCCUCUCUGCAUUUUUCAUCGUGAACACAUUGUUGUUUUGAUCUCGGUAUAAUUUAUUUAGAUAUAUAGAAUGGCAGAAAAGGUCGUGGACAUUAUUCAGGCUUUCUUGAAGUUUUUUGCAGAGGCUAAAUUGAACCACUGCGUGUCCUUAACGGUCGACUACAAUCAACUAUCUUUGGUUACCUCGUCAAUUGAGGACUUGUGUGAUUACAUGACAGACCUAUCCCAAGAUAUACAGAAACUUGUUGAGACAUUUAAGUCGGAGAUUGGCAGUGUUGCGGAUGAAGAGACAGCGCCACCACAGCAGUCUUCAGGAUCAACCCUUCAACCUGUCGACAAAAAACCAGUAUAUGUCACAGAUCCGUCCUUUGUUCAAAUAAUUGCUUCCAAAGAUGAGAUUGACAGACGAAUAAAAGCAUUCAUUGAAAGGAAGCAAGUGGAUGUUGAUGACAACAACAAACGUGAAUUUUGUUCUGUUAUUUCACCUGAACAUGAAAUUAAAUCGUCUUGUGCAAGAACUGAUGCAGUAUUCAAGCCUGUUAAUGGUUGUAAAAGUCAUGUGAAAGUUUCGAGAGUUGUUAAUCCGAAUGGACCACAGACUCGACCCUUCAUUUCAACCCAAUCAACAACCAGCCAAUCAGCAUCAAGAAGCAGCACAAGCCAAUCAAGUCAUGAGUUGCCUAGUAGCCUUGAAGAAAGACUCAAAAACAUAGAAACACACAUAAAACUGAAACAUGGGCAAGUACCAAAGAACAUUUAUUCACGGCUUAAAGUAAUGGAACAGAGGAUUCUCCAAUUAGAAGGAACCUCUCCAGAAUACUUUUCAGCGUGCUCACCUGUGAAGAAACCAAAGUUUGAAGCUGAGAACAGAGAAGGAUUUGGUGUCACCAUAAGUGAUAUUGACGAUCGAAUUCAGGAAUUAAAGGAAAGCUUAAAAAUGAAGCAAGAAUUUGGAAAGCGAAUAGGUGGAAGCUGAUGGAAAAGUAGAAAGGCCCCUGCCAUCUGCAUAUAUUUAUUAUAUAAGUGUAACAUCCUUUUUUUCCCUUUCUUGAUCUAUUAUUUUGUUUAUGCUAAAUUUUAUGAAUGCACUAUGAGAACAUGUGCCGUUACUUAUAGCAAGUUUCCAAAUAAACUUAUAAAAUUCAGAACAUCGUAAUAUAAUUGUGUGAAAAUCCAAUUCUGAUUCUGUCAUUAAAUGUAAAAAAAUUAUUUAAUUUGAACAGUAAAAAUACCGCUAAAUCAUUUGGAACUUACAAGAUCUUAAGUUGGUUGGGCAUGGGUAACAAACUUUGUUUGGCCUAAUAAAAAGAGGGCUGUUACAACAGAUGAGACAUUUCAGCCAUUGGUACUGUGUGCAAUACAGCCUUUGCCUUGCGCAUGUUAAAUAAUGCAACAGUGGGGAUUGUCUACCAGUGCACUGCGCAUGUUAAAUAAUGCAACAGUGGGGAUUGUCUACCAGUGCAUUGCCCAAUUAACCAGCAUAAGAACAAGUCUUUGAACUCUCUGGGAUAAGUUGCACACCAAAAAUAAUGUUAACAUUGCAAAUGAGGCAAACCUUUUAAUAACUUAAGAAGUAUUAAUAUUAGCUGCUUGGGAGCAACUACAAAUAAUUGUAAAUAGUAACAGCAGUGAAUAAUGUACCAGGACAAAUGCAGACUACAUACUCCAUUUUUAAAUGACAUGGUUUAUUUCACACCAUACAAAACAUAUUCAAAAUAUUUUUCAUGCAUUCUCAAAAUGAUUAGGACAGUACAAAAUAAACAUUAAUAUGAAAUAAAGUAGGUUUUAAUGCUGAAUAAUUUAAAGUAUUUGCAGCGGAAUGUAAAUACAUUGUCAAGGUAUUCCGAUAAUUUAAGUAGUUUAUCAUAUAGUGCUAUACAAUUAGCAGAGUGACUCAAGGUAGAUAUUGUGGUACACUAUUCAGUGUUGGCAAGUCUUGCAAGUAGCCUGAUUACCCAUUGGAAUGUUAUGACUUUAGAAAACAUUAUAUACAGUAAAACUUAAGACAUCAUAAAUGUGGCAGAUGAGCCAAAUCAGUCACUCUUUGCAAAAAUUGAUUUUUAGUUAUUAAUACAGUACAAGGUAAUACAGUAAAAUGAAGGUUAUAAAAUGAUAAAAGAAUUAUAUAAAUCUGGCAUUUCAUUAAAAGUUACAGGAAUUUAAACAUACAUCUGUUUAAAGAAAGCAGCCUUCAAAGUUCACGAUUUCAGACAUUUCUUAGGCAGAGACCUACUGUAAACACAUAUAAAGGUUAGUUUAGUGCAAUAAAAUAAAUUUCGAAAA